Molecule: messenger RNA, 3545 nt
Organism: Seminavis robusta
Lineage: Eukaryota; Bacillariophyta; Bacillariophyceae; Naviculales; Naviculaceae
Source: the annotation of a GenBank genome assembly
UCAGUGUUAACCUGGUUUACAUCAUGGUAUAUUUUAUAUUAUCGAAUUUCACCGGCUCAUCUUUCUUCCUCGAUUGAAUGCAUGGCUUUGGCGAAUUGAUGACUGUGCCGCCAUGCCAAUGUAGUCAGCCAUGUAGUCUAUCUUUUGCUUGGAAUCCAACACGAGUGCCGACCUUUUGGCUCGGCAUCAAUAGAGGACGGUACCGGUAGUAGAGGAAUCACAAAAUCAUAAAUUCACCAAUGUGGAACCAAACUCGUGUGUUACCCUUGUUGUCGUGCUUGUGCCUUUUGGCAAGCCCUGCCUUGGCGUCAGAGCCACUCCUGCGCAACCUUCGCAAUAGGGGGCUGGAGGCAGCUGCAAAGGCAGAAGGUAAGAAGACGGAUGAAGCAAAGACAGAAGAAGAAUCCAAGCCCAAAGACAGUGGGUACAGUCCUCAGAAGGCUUUCUUGCUGGAUGAUGUGAAAUGCCGCCACGUGGACCUCUUUGCUCCACCCGCUGAUAUCAACAAGGAUGCUAGCGGGAGGAGGUUGAAUCAGUUGAGUUAUGCCCAACAGAAAAGUAGUUGGAACAGACGUACAGAGUCAGAACCGGCUCUGGAUCCCUUUACCGACGAUGAAACCGGUGACGACGCGGUCCCUGAAUCCACGACGGAUGAUACCCCUGUGCCAGAAAGCAAGCAACCACCUCGCCCUCAUGAACUGUCGGACAUUCCCCUGGACCCAAUCAUUAGCUAUGGUGAAUUGGAAAAUGGACUGCAGUACUAUAUAGUCCCCAAUGAUGACCCACCAGGAAAACUGGAAUUUCGCCUUCACAUUGAUGCCGGUGCCAACUUUGAGACUGAUCCCUUUGAUGGAGGAGCUCAUUUUCUGGAGCACAUGAUGUUCCAAACCACUCGGACUCACCCAGAUGGAGACCUUAUUCCUGCCUUUCAACGGCUUGGAUUGGGCUUUGGCAUCCAUGUCAAUGCGUAUACUACAGUGGAUGAGACCGUCUACUUUUUGGGAUUGCCCAACACGGACAAUGAUACCAUUGCUGAGAGCAUGAACUGGAUGCGUGAUGUCUUGGAUGGGGCCCUCAUAGAAGAAGAAGAAAUUGAAGCCGAACGGGGAGUUGUCAUUUCCGAACUGGAAGCCAGGGAUUCCAUUGGAAGACGGCUUACCAGGGAGCUGUACGCAUGGGUAUUGCCGGAUAAUCUCCUCUCGGACCGCUUUGUGCUUGGAACCGAAAGUACCAUCGCCACGAUGGAACGUCCUCUGUUUGAGGAAUACUACGGUAACUACUAUGUACCUCGAAGAGCUACCUUCAUUGCAGCUGGAGAUAUCAAUGUUGCAGAAAUGGAGGCACUCAUCGAAGAGUACUUUGGCAGUACUGCAGACGCGGGUGAUCGUGGAGACCCUGUGGACUACGGCCCGGUCCCUGUGGGUCAGGGCCUUCAGACCAAUGUCUUCCAAGACGAAGAGUUGGUAGGAGCUCAAAUCACCAUUAAUACCAUGGUCCCGCAGGGCCCUCUCCCAGACACGGAAGCGCAGCGAAUUGAAGACAUGAAAAUCUCCAUUGCCAAUACUGUUGUUUCCAAUCGUUUGUUCGACCUUGGCAGCCCUUCCAACAGUACCAUCUUUUCAGGAGCGGCAGGCUUUUCUCAUCUUUACGAUUUUGCCCAAAUUGCAAGCAUCUCCGUUUAUCCAAAAGAGGGUCUCUGGAAAGAGGCCGUCUCGGUCAUGGAACAAGAAGUUCGUAGGUUUCUGGAACAUGGCUUCACGCAGUUUGAAGUGGACGAAGCCAAAGCCUCUCGACUGAAUGCGUAUCAACAACGGGUUCUUGGAAAGGGUUCACGUAGCUCGGCAUACUUUGCUGGUACUCUCAAUGCGGCGGUGAAUGGAAAUUUUGUGUUUUCCUCUCCAGAAGAGGACCUUCGCAUUGCCGAACUCGCUUUGGAUGAAAUCACCCCAGAAGUUUUGCACGAAGUCUUCUCCAACAUUUGGAACACAAGUGAUAUCAACCUGUAUCUUGCUAUCGCCGAGAUCGACGGCACACAAGACGAAGUUGCAGAGGAACUGAAGAUGCUCUGGUUGGACAGUCAAAGUGUCCCGGUAGACCCCCCGGUGGAGGAAGAACCUGUGGUGUGGGCGUAUACUGACUUUGGUGAGCCUGGCACUGUUAUCGAGGACAGCUUUGUGGAAGAUCUUGAAAUUCGUCAGAUGACUCUGUCGAACAAUGUAAAAGUGAACUUGAAACAGACAGACUUUGAGGAAGGGGUCAUCCGUUUCCGGGCUCGGUUUGGACUUGGACAGUUGACUCAACCCAAGGAUGCAACUUAUUUGGACAGUUUUACGGACUACGUAUUCGGCAAUGGAGGUCUCCAAAACCAUACUGUUGUUGAAAUUGACAGUGCUUUGACGGGCAAGACCGUCGGGAUAUCUUUUGGAAUCUCCCAGGACUACUUUUCUUUGUCUGGAUAUGCCAACCCAUUUGACCUGGAGUUUGCGUUGCAACUCUUGACAGCUCACUUUGUUGAUCCAGGCUGGGACGAAACGGCUCUCGGAUGGUUUCGUGAUGGAAUUCCUGAUGUUUUGGACAGCAUCAAGUAUAGUUUGAAUGGUGCCUACAGCUACCAGCUGUUUCCGUAUCUAUUCGGAGGAGAUGAAAGGUGGACAGCUCCCACGGAGGAAGGAUUGUUUGGUCUUGAAAUUCCGGAUGCGCAAACCUGGCUCACGCCUUCUCUCGAGAGCGGACAUAUUGAAUUGUCCAUUGUCGGCGAUUUCAACGAGACCGAGACUGUCAAUCUUCUGCUGGAGACCAUUGGUGCCAUUCCAGAACGAGAUGCCUCGCCGCCUGAGAUCACAGACGAAAUGCGCGCAAUCGACAUUCCCGUUGCCCCGCAAGCAGAGACAUUCGCCUACGAAAGCAAGAUCCCUACUGCUGGUGCUUUCAUUGUGUGGAGGAUUCCUUCGUUUGUAAGUCAAGACAUAGGGUUAUUGCGUCGUUUCAAUUUGCUUGCUGGAGUGUUCCGCGACAGGAUGAGAGUCAAAAUCCGAGAGGAGUUGGGUGGUUCCUACUCUCCUGGUGCUAGCUCGAUCAUGAGCGAUGCUUUUGAAUAUGGAUUUUUCAUGACCAAUGCCAUUGGAGUGAACGAUGAAGUCGAAGUCUUCACAGAAAUCACCUUGGCAAUUGCCGCCAACAUAUCGCAAGCCGAUAUUACACAAGAUGAAUUCGAACGCGCCCUCUUCCCCUUCCAGAGUGAAAGGGCUGAUGACCUCCAAAGCAACAGCUACUGGUUGGGCACUGUGAUGGAUGGUUCUCAGGCCAAUCCCCAGCAGCUCGAUUGGUCCCGCGGUCGCGACGAAUUCUACGAGGACCUAACGGUGGAGGAGAUCAACGAUUUGGUAGAGUACCUGUCGCCAGACAUUGCCUAUCAGUUCGGAAUCAUUGCAGUGAACUCGACUGACGCUGACGCGGAGUAGCUACUUGUCGCCAGCAUCCAAGAAGACUCUGUAAGGGAAUAGUGGGCUAUCUGUAAGAAAAUAGUGGUGGGCUACUGUGUUUCC